This is a messenger RNA of Rhinolophus ferrumequinum (greater horseshoe bat), 3025 nucleotides long. It is a transcript of the gene FGFR4, whose product is annotated as fibroblast growth factor receptor 4. The transcript is spliced from 18 exons. The coding region runs from base 177 to 2582 and encodes 801 amino acids. Gene Ontology annotation, biological process: fibroblast growth factor receptor signaling pathway; positive regulation of ERK1 and ERK2 cascade; positive regulation of kinase activity. Gene Ontology annotation, cellular component: membrane; signaling receptor complex. NCBI's taxonomy places the organism in Eukaryota, Metazoa, Chordata, Mammalia, Chiroptera, Rhinolophidae. Gene Ontology annotation, molecular function: ATP binding; fibroblast growth factor binding; fibroblast growth factor receptor activity. The record is from RefSeq and is a predicted model, not a curated record.
GCCGCUUUCGUGGGUGCAUUCCUGGCUCUCCAGCCCGGGGCGGAGGAGCGCCCGGGCUGAGUCUGCGGUCCCCGCCGGGUUCGGGGGCUGGAGGGAGCUAGGAGCGGGGCCGCGGAGGACCCAGGAAGGCCGUUGGUGGGAAGCCCAGCCUGGGCCCCGUGAGCAGCAGGAAGGAGAUGCAGCUACUGUUGGCCCUGUUAGGAGUCCUGCUGAGGGCGCGCUGGGCUCCAGCUUUGUCCUUUGAGGCCUCUGAGGAAGUGGAGCUGGAGCCCUGCCUGGCCCCCAGCUCGGAGCAGCAAGAGCAGGAGCUCCCUGUGGCCCUUGGGCAGCCUGUGCAGUUAUGCUGUGGGCGGGCUGAGCGUAGUGGCCACUGGUACAAGGAGGGCAGUCGCCUGGCAGCUGCUGGCCGGGUACGAGGCUGGAGGGGCCGCUUGGAGAUUGCCAGCUUCAUACCUGAGGACGCUGGCCGCUACCUCUGCCUAGCACGAGGCUCCAUGCUUGUCUUGCACAAUGUCACCUUAGUUGUGGAUGACUCCUCGACCUACAGCAAUGGUGAUGGGGACCCCAAGGCCCACAGUGGCCCUUCAAAUAGGCACGUUUACCCACAGCACGCACCCUACUGGACACACCCCCAGCGCAUGGAGAAGAAACUGCAUGCAGUGCCUGCUGGGAACACCGUCAAGUUCCGCUGUCCAGCUGCAGGCAACCCCACUCCCACCAUCCGCUGGCUCAAGGAUGGACAGGACUUCCACGGAGAGCAUCGCAUUGGAGGUGUUCGGCUGCGCCAUCAGCACUGGAGCCUGGUGAUGGAAAGUGUGGUGCCCUCGGACCGUGGCACAUACACCUGCCUUGUGGAGAACUCAGUGGGCAGCAUCCGCUACAGCUACCUGCUGGAUGUGCUGGAGCGGUCCCCGCACCGGCCCAUCCUGCAGGCGGGGCUCCCGGCCAACACCACCGCAGUGGCGGGCAGCGACGUGGAGCUGCUGUGCAAGGUGUACAGCGACGCCCAGCCCCACAUCCAGUGGCUGAAGCACAUCGUCAUCAACGGCAGCAGCUUCGGGGCCGACGGCUUCCCCUAUGUGCAAGUCCUGAAGACUACAGACAUCAAUAGCUCAGAGGUAGAGGUCCUAUACCUUCGGAACGUGUCGGCCGAGGAUGCAGGCGAGUACACCUGCCUGGCAGGCAACUCCAUCGGCCUCUCCUACCAGUCGGCCUGGCUCACGGUGCUGCCAGAGGAGGACGUCACAUGGACAGCAGCAGCGCCCGAGGCCAAGUACACAGACAUCAUCCUGUACUCGUCGGGUUCUCUGGCUUUGGUGGUGCUCCUGCUGUUGGCUGGCCUGUAUCGUGGGCAGGUACUCCAUGGCCGGCAGCCCCGGCAGCCCGCCGCGGUGCAGAAGCUGUCCCGCUUCCCUCUGGCCCGACAGUUCUCCCUGGAGUCGGGCUCCUCGGCCAAGUCAAGCUCAUCCCUGGUGCGGGGCGUCCGGCUCUCCUCGAGUGGCCCCCCCUUGCUCGCUGGCCUCGUGAGUCUAGACCUCCCUCUGGACCCGCUGUGGGAGUUCCCCCGGGACAGGCUGGUGCUUGGGAAGCCCCUGGGUGAGGGCUGCUUUGGGCAGGUCGUGCGUGCAGAGGCCUUGGGCAUGAACCCCGCCCAGCCUGACCAAGCCAGCACUGUGGCCGUCAAGAUGCUCAAGGACAACGCCUCUGACAAGGACUUGGCAGAUCUCGUCUCUGAGAUGGAGGUGAUGAAGCUUAUCGGCCGGCACAAGAACAUUAUCAAUCUGCUGGGUGUCUGCACCCAGGAAGGGCCCCUGUAUGUGAUUGUGGAGUGUGCCGCCAAGGGAAACCUGCGGGAGUUCCUGCGGGCCCGACGCCCCCCAGGCCCUGACCUCAGCCCCGACGGGCUGCGGAGCAGUGAGGGGCCACUCUCCUUCCCUGCCCUGGUCUCUUGCGCCUAUCAGGUGGCCCGAGGCAUGCAUUAUCUGGAGUCUCGGAAGUGCAUCCACCGGGACCUGGCUGCCCGAAAUGUGCUGGUGACAGAGGACAACGUGAUGAAGAUCGCUGACUUUGGGCUGGCCCGUGGCGUGCAUCAUAUUGACUACUACAAGAAAACCAGCAAUGGCCGCCUGCCUGUCAAGUGGAUGGCACCUGAGGCCUUGUUUGACCGAGUCUACACACACCAGAGUGACGUGUGGUCAUUUGGGAUCCUGCUGUGGGAGAUCUUCACCCUCGGGGGUUCCCCGUACCCUGGCAUUCCUGUGGAGGAGCUGUUCUCACUGCUGCGGGAGGGCCAUCGGAUGGACCGGCCUCCUCACUGCCCUCCAGAGCUGUAUGGGCUGAUGCGCGAGUGCUGGCACGCGGCGCCCUCUCAGAGGCCCACUUUCAAGCAGCUGGUGGAGGCACUGGACAAGGUCCUGCUGGCCGUCUCUGAGGAGUACCUUGACCUCCGCCUGACCUUUGGACCCUACUCCCUGGCCGGUGGGGAUGCCAGCAGCACCUGCUCCUCCAGCGACUCUGUCUUCAGCCACGACCCCCUGCCACUGGGGUCUAGUGCUUUCCCCUUCUCUGGGGUGCAGACUUGAGCGGGGGCAUGAGGCCAUGUGAGCAGGACAGCCCGCAGCCUUGUGCCUGCUGGCUCAGCUGCGACCCACUGGUGCUUGACCGUGGCAGCUGCAGGCCCGGGCUUCAGGUUGCUGUCCCAGAUCUCCAGGUCUGCUUUGGGGAGGUCCUGGGUCCUGGGGUCCCUAGUUGAGGCUUCUGGCUCUGGCCUCGGGUUCCACUCCAGCCUCAGGCCCUGGCCUUGCCCUGGGAGUCAUGGCCCCACAUUCUAAAGGCCUUGUCAUUCGAAUGGCCAGAGUGUUAGGGCUCCGCCUGGCGUCUGGGCCUUGGCACUCGGUCCUGGUUCCAGGGCUUUGGCUGGACCUGGGUGCAGGGCUGUCCCAAACCUCCCUGCUUCCCCCAGCCUCCCCUCUGAUUCUUGUCCCAGUGUCUUGGUGGUAGGAGCUUCAGCCCCUGUGCUCCUGAA